Molecule: messenger RNA, 5553 nt
Organism: Aspergillus oryzae RIB40
Lineage: Eukaryota; Fungi; Ascomycota; Eurotiomycetes; Eurotiales; Aspergillaceae
Product: putative tRNA-splicing endonuclease
Exons: 3
Coding region: 1-5553 (1850 amino acids)
Biological process (GO): termination of RNA polymerase II transcription
Cellular component (GO): nuclear body
Molecular function (GO): helicase activity; transcription termination site sequence-specific DNA binding
Source: RefSeq, a predicted model, not a curated record
AUGAUUGACGAAUGCGAUAUAAAGAGGAUAACGAGGAAUUUGACUACCGCAACAACGAAAUUGAAAGAGGUACCUCCCCAGGAAAUCGGGCUUCAUGUGUUGGACCGGGCGUCUUUGCUAUCUAUCUUCGAGAGCUUGAGUUGUGAUGCUAUGCUUCGCAAUGACAGUCUUCUCCAGCAAUAUUUUGAUGAGCCUUUUAGACUCAUUCAGACGAAGCGUAGUCUAAAGGUUUCGGACUACAUUCCGGCCGUUACCCGUUUCUUGUUUGACCCCAAUCAGAGUCGCAGCUUUUGGGCAAUCCAGGCUUGGAUGCGGUAUUCCCGGCCUCCUACCGACACAGAAUUCGAUUGGGCAAUCAAAGAAGGGCUCUUAGGCGCACUUAGGUCAGCUUCUCAACAGCCGGUUCAGGUCGCUGCCAUUCAGCGGCUAUGGCGUGGAAUGCAGCUUGUGGUGAAAAGGCUGGAUAAAGACCAGAUUACUCAUCAUCUGCGAGCCCUCGAAAUUGACCCUUGCCGUCUUUCGGUGGAGCACAUCGGGAUACAAUCUCCUGGACUGCGCUUUAUUUUGAAUACGAUUCAGAUAUUCUUGGAAAAGGCACCUGGAGACUUCUGGGAUGCGAUGCAGACCAUAUCGCCCCAAGCUAUCAUUGAGCUUGUGUUCUACAAUCCCCAGCUAGAUGCAUUUUUGAUGCAAGCCACCGAGGGCGAGCCCUAUGAGAAGUCCGCUAUGAAAGAUAUGUUAUCAUGGAUUACUCCAUUCAUGUCGUCACUGAAGGGCCCCCAUCAACCGUCAGCAUGCAGGUCCCUAGUUUACCAACUUCUUGAUCGACUACAAGACGCACGCCUUCCUAACUUGGCCAGGUAUCAUUGCUUUCACAUAGGUUUGUCAAGCUUACUCUAUACACUUCGCAGUUUUACCGAUCAUGAAUCUUCGAGGGGCUCUGUAGCGCGAAUUGUCCUAUCUGAGACCAUGGAAGUUGUGAGUGCAAACAUCGCUAGAAUUCUUGAGCCUCCCAAGUUUGAGGUUGAACAGGGACGUCAGCGCGAAAUAUCGACGCUGUGCAUGGAUGUUAUUCGUAAUACACUCGCUCUUGAGUGCCAAUCUCUCAAGAGCGAUUAUGAGGUCAUCCUACGGUAUAAUACCCUCCAGCAUGGUGUAAGCACGUAUUCAGCUCCAAUUUGGGACGCUGUUGUAAAACACCUUCAUGAAGACAACCUGGCCCUUUCAACAUCUGCUCUUCUCGGUAUAUUACCGCUGGUCGGGUUGGAGAAAUUCCCCGCAAAGGGAGGAGCCAGCCAGGAGAAGACUCACUUCAAUAUGAUCUACGGCCAUCUUACACAUCUGUCAUGCUUAAUAAUUGAGCGUCUUGCAGAUUUCAAACCGGAGCAUCUUGACGAGCUCUUCAAAAGUCAAGAUACUAGUAGUGCUUUGAUCUCCGCCCUUUUUGCAGCUGAUCUAAACACUUAUCAAGCUGCGGUGGACCUCAUAAAAAAUGUCAGUGGACAGUCUGCUCGAAGGGAUGCCAUUUCCCAUCUAUUACAGUCAUUCUUUACUACGACUAUGUACGGGCUCAGCUGGUCUUUUCGACGUAUAUCGAAUAUGAAAACAUUUGCCUCUGCUCCGAGGAUGAUUCAUACAGGGACGGACAUUGUGGAUAUUCUUUGUGAUAGCCAGACUGGUAUGCUCAGAACUCGCAAACUCGCAGAUCGCCGAGAGAUUCUUUCUCUUCAAAAGCUGUGGGAGUACCUGUGGCAAGCCUUGACCACGAUAUUCGACGAAACUGAAUCGUGGCAUCUCAGGGGCAAUGACAGAAUGGUGAUGCUGGAAUUCUGUCGUGAUAGUAUCCAGUUUGCCGAUCUUCUCUUCGAUCAGUACGGUGUCUUUCUAAGCGCCGUUGUCGAUGCGGACCCCAGUCAAGAGACUUCUGCCCGCGAGAAUUUUCUCAAAUCUCCUACCGCGACUAUGAGUACAAUGGUCAAAUGGCUGCGACUUAAGGAUGAAUAUUUGGCUACUACUCUAGUUGGACUUGUUGCCAAGCUCCUUCGCCGUCUUGGGGAGCUUAGCGUUACCACCGUGAAAGAGGAUGCUCUGGAUUAUAUUGAGGGUGUCGCAGUCAAGUCUACUGUCAAGACUAUGCUGACGUUACGGGAGAAGGCAGAACUCGUUAGAGCUUUGGAAGCCUAUUACAAGAAGCCUGUUGUUACUGCCUCAACUGCUAGCCUAAAGAAACAGAGCUCGAUCACAGCAUUUGCUAAACCAGCCGAGCUUUCAGCUACUCCCAGCCCAUCAAGAACACCGGACGAGUUCGACGACAAUGUUCCAGAUGAUGUCAUGUUGCAAUUAUCUCGAUCUGUUGAACUUAAUAAGGAAAGAGUCGCUGCCGAAGCGAAGAAGAGGGCUGAGAAAGCAGCAAAGGCUCUUCCAGCGAUUCCCAGGCCCGCCCCGGCGCCUUUGAAGUCCAAUGUCACCGUUCAAGCUUUCCGUGAGAAACGAGAAAGAGAGCGAGAGGCUAAAAAGAAACGUGAUAUGGCCGAGCUGGCACGUUUGAAGAAGGGUCUUCCGGCGACUGGAGUUGCUGAACAAACCGCUGAACAAGGUUCUGGGCUAGCUGGAAUUGGCGUUAAAGGCAAGGAUCAUAGGCCUGCAGAUAGUAUGAUGGUGUCAUCGGGGUCAGAGUCUGAAUCAGAGAGUGAGGAUGAACUCGACAGGGAGCUUUUCGGCCCGAAAGGUGGAUCUAAACCUGACGCCGUUAGGGCCUAUGAAGAAAGCAAGAGACUGUCACUCAAACAGAAGGGUCCUGUCAAGAAGAUCAAGCAAGUGCGCUCUGCAAAGGAUAUGCGCGCACGGUUGGCUCCAGACCUCUCUUCACUACAUCGGACCAUAUUGUCUUGGGACUUCUUUGCUAACGGCGAUCUUCCGCCGAACUCGGGUCGUACCGACUAUAGUUUGAUAUCUAACACAUUCAGAGACCCUAUUGAUUACCAAAAAACUUUCGAGCCUCUUCUGAUACUAGAAGCAUGGCAAGGUUUCCAGUCCUCGAAGGAAGAGGGAAACUUCAAACCAUUCGAGGUUAAGGUCGCGACACGACUAUCAGUGGACUCUUUCGUGGAAGUUAGCACGGUUAUGCCAGCGCUUGAGGUCAAGGACUAUGGGCUUGGCGAAGCAGACAUUGUCUUGCUUUCAAAGGCAAACUCACCGACUAAUAACCCGUCUGCUCCGCAUUGUCUUGCUCGGGUUGCGGGAAUAAAUAAGAAGAAGGGGACCGUAGAGAUUGCCUACAGAGUCAACCCCGGUAACUCAUUUAUCAACGCCCUUGCACCGGGAUCGGAGAUAUGGGGUGCUAAAGUUACAUCCUUAACCCCUCUUGAGCGUGAAUAUGGUGCUCUCAUGGCCUUGCAAUAUUAUGAUCUUUGCGAGGAGGUCGUGAAAGCCAAGCCGUCCCCAAUCCUUAAUUAUUCGGAAGCGACCUUGAGCCCAAUUGCUGAGAAUUACAAUGUUAACCCCGCCCAGGCAAAGGCUAUCAAGUCCGCUCUGGACAAUGAUGCUUUCACCCUCAUUCAAGGUCCUCCGGGAUCUGGAAAGACAAAGACAAUUGUUGCCCUUGUAGGAGCUCUGCUGAGCGGCGUACUUGGUAACCAGGGUGUCACCAUCUCGCGGCCAACAGGUGUUGGGAACAUUAAACCUCCCCCAAGGACAACUACUUCAAAGAAGCUGCUUGUGUGCGCUCCUAGUAAUGCCGCCGUUGAUGAGUUGGUCAUGAGAUUCAAAGCAGGUGUCAAGACAAUUCAGGGUCGCCAUGAAAAGCUAUCCGUCAUUCGACUUGGAAGGAGCGAUGCCAUAAAUACUAAUGUCCUUGAUGUGACACUGGACGAACUAGUGAACGCAAGAUUGAGCCAAACAUCACGCAAGGACUCGGGCGAAAGGGAUCUACAGAAGAUUUAUAUGGAGCACAAAGCAGCUGACACUGCUUUCAAAGAAACUCGUUCCAAGUUGGACCAAUGCAGAGCCCAGGGCUUGCCUGUUCCUGCAGAACUAGAACGGGAGUUUGAGCUGCUUAAGAAGAAGAAGACUGCAUUGAGUCAAGAGAUCGACAACGCCCGCGACAAAAACCAUUCAGCGGCCCGUGAUGCUGAUUUAAACCGGCGGAAAAUACAGCAGGAGAUCAUUGAUGGGGCCCAUGUUAUCUGUGCCACUCUCAGUGGUAGUGGUCACGAGAUGUUCCAGAACCUAAGUAUCGAGUUCGAAACAGUCGUCAUUGACGAGGCUGCGCAAUCGAUUGAACUGAGUGCUCUAAUCCCGCUAAAAUACGGAUGUUCCAAAUGUAUCCUUGUCGGAGAUCCAAAACAAUUACCGCCCACUGUCCUGUCCAAAGUCGCUUCGAAAUUCCAAUAUGAGCAGAGUCUGUUCGUCCGGAUGCAAUCCAAUCACCCUAGGGAUGUCCACUUGCUGGAUAUCCAAUACCGUAUGCAUCCGGAAAUUAGUGCAUACCCGCGCAAUGCCUUCUAUGAUGGUAAACUGCAAGACGGCCCUGAUAUGGCACGGCUUCGCGCUCGUCCCUGGCAUCAGAGCGAGCUUCUUAGUCCAUAUCGAUUCUUCGACGUGCAGGGUCUUCAUCAAAGUGCUGCAAAAGGUCACUCGUUGGUCAAUAUGGCGGAACUUCGGGUAGCCAUGCAACUAUAUGAGCGUUUGGUCUCGGAUUUCCAAGGCUUUGAUUUCUCUGGCAAAAUCGGCAUCAUUACCCCGUAUAAAGGCCAACUAAGAGAGUUGAAAACUCAUUUUGCCGCGAAAUAUGGAAAUGCAAUCUUUAACAUGAUCGAUUUCAACACUACAGAUGCCUUCCAAGGAAGGGAGAGUGAAGUUAUUAUAUUUUCUUGCGUUAGAGCCUCCAAUAAAGGAAUUGGUUUCUUGUCCGACAUUCGCCGUAUGAAUGUCGGCUUGACGCGUGCCAAGUCCUCACUUUGGGUUUUGGGAAAUUCGCAGUCCCUAGUGCAGGGCGAAUUUUGGAAUAGCCUUAUAAAAGACGCUCGCCGUCGGAGUGUCUAUACUGAUGGGGAUGUGUUGAAAAUCCUCCAGCGGCCCCAAUUUACUGGCUACAAGAAUGUUGAUAUGCUGGAUGCUGAUGGACCGGAGUCAACAAAGCCUUCUGUCGGCACACUAACUGAUCCUAUUUCUCGUUCGUCCUCAUCCUCUCGUGACAACCUCCCAACAGAUGGUACGUUUGGUAAGAAUGAACCUUACGUCUCCCCGCCCGAGGGACCGUCAGGAGGUGCCAGCGGCUUGGAUGAUAACCGCAUGUGUGGUUAUUGCGGCGACUUCUCUCAUAUGACUCAUAAUUGCGACAACAUUGAUGCGAAGGAAGCAGCUCGAGGCAACUGCUACAGAUUCUCGCAGGAUUUAGUUAAACCGUCACGAGAUGGGCCGGCUUAUGCACCUAUCAACCAGAAUAAGCCUCCGAGCGGUCCACGGGCGGAUGCAGGUCCAGCAAAUACCAAAAGCUCAGGACAUAUUACUUCCACCCAAAAGAAAGGUAUUGUAAAAGCCAAAUCGGAUUGA